This is a messenger RNA of Hydractinia symbiolongicarpus, 3989 nucleotides long. Its product is annotated as metalloproteinase inhibitor 1-like. Gene Ontology annotation, molecular function: protease binding; metalloendopeptidase inhibitor activity. Gene Ontology annotation, cellular component: extracellular matrix. The transcript is spliced from 2 exons. Gene Ontology annotation, biological process: negative regulation of endopeptidase activity; negative regulation of membrane protein ectodomain proteolysis. Lineage: Eukaryota; Metazoa; Cnidaria; Hydrozoa; Anthoathecata; Hydractiniidae. The coding region runs from base 3014 to 3688 and encodes 224 amino acids. The record is from RefSeq and is a predicted model, not a curated record.
UUAAAAGAAAACCUGUUUAUUACACAUUUUUUUCUUUUAUAAGAAUGUGAGAGGUUUCGGGUUAAAAUCAAAGGUGUAUUGUUUAGAAAAAUAGAGAAAUAAAAAUAACUAUCAAGCCUGGUUAGAAUUCUGAUAUUUAAAAAAACAACCUAAUAAUAGCUAACCAGGUGUUCUUAAAUUGUCUAAAUCAAGACAUGGAGUAAUUUGUCGUGUUGCUUGAUUGUACAAAAAACUUUAGUUAAAUCGGAAAUUAUCACUGAUUCUAACUUAUUCGUGAUAAUUUUCGUGUGGAUUAAUUUUCGAUGCAUAGCAAUAGGAACGUAUUGAUUUAAUAACACCACAAAUGAGAGAAUAAUAAAAAAGUUCAGGAUUUUCCACAAAGUGUAAACGCGUUUCUAUUUUUUUUAAUUUUUGUGCAAAUAGACAUUUUGCGCAAAAUUUCUAAACAAUAUUUUGCGCACUGAAGUAUUUUUUUGCGCGAAUAUUUAAUUUUAAAGACACGCAUCAGAGUUCUUCUUUUUUUCUUUUUUGUUUAAUUCCAUUUUUUAUUUACCAUAUCAUAGGCGCAGUCUACCUUUUUUGUGAACCAUUUUUGUAAGUUCCAAAAAUAAUUUGUGUCGUAAAAGGUACGUUUCGUUUUUUCUAAUUAAAAUAUUCAUUUUUUUCUUGUUAAACCCGACCCCUGUAGGAUGUUAGAAACUCCUGGAAAGCUUUUUAAAUUUCUGGCUGGGGUUCCUUUAUUUUGGCAGCUUGGGGACGACUUUACUGUCGAAAUUGUUUUCAACAAAAUUAUUUUUCAAUAGCCAAUCAGAAUAUCGAAAACGCUGUCAUCUUUAGUAACAUGGGGAUGCAGCACAUUCACAAACAACGUCGAAAUGGCUACAGAAAAAAAAUAAAAACUCGUCAGGUUGAUAUUCGUAUAUUUGAAAACAAAGCUGGAAUAAUUGAAGCGGUAACGUUAUAACAAGUGUACCGACGUGGUUGCUAUAGUAACUAAAUAAUUUAUGUCAUGAAUUGAAUGAGGCGCCAGUGUGGAAAGAGUGAUCAAAUUGAAGAUAGAACUUGUGGCUAUAUAACUAUCAAAUGUUUUUCAAAUUAUAUUAGUUAACACGUGUCGAAGUUUAUAUGUUUUUAUACAAAACCAAAUCAAAAACUAUUUUCCAAAAAGGUGUCUACUGUUAUAGAUUUUUCUGUGGUUAAUCUUAUAAUUAUGACGUGGCUUUUACUUUUUAAGGCGUACUACACAAGUGCGCAAAGCUACUUCAAAGAAGAAAGACUAUGAUAUUUCAACAAUAACGCCCAAUGUUGUCCACUAGCGCCCAAUUUCUGCAGCAAGUUUUACGCCCCAACUGAACGUAAGACGCUUUUUAAUAAGCAACACAAAAUUUUGGUUAAGUCUUGAUGUUGCUUAAGUUUUCGUAUUUUUACAAACUGGACUGUUUAUUUCUUAUGCUGUUUUUGUUACCAUUCUCGACCCCAAAUCUCUGUGAGAUAGGUUUUACUUAAAGAGCUUUGGGGCGAGAGUGUUAGCUAUCCAUCCAGGAAGACCAAAUUCACGUUUUUACUUGAUCAUUUAGGCUGGUGUGUUCCUAUCGUUUUAAAGAACAACCUCCUCCGGCGCCAGUUUUUUUAUCUCGGGACGGCGAAAUCCGAAAAAAUACAAAAUACCUUGGGGACGAGGUUAAUUAAAGAGGUCUCGAAAUUAUAAUAAUUUUUUUGUCCUGUUUAUUUACUGACUUACUGAUAAAUUGCUUCGUUUUUUUGAAAGAUUUUAGUCGCGUGCAGUUGUGAAGUGAUGAUUUGUCAAAUCUCUAGAAAAUUACCCUUGUGAGGUCUGUAAGUAAAAUUUACGAUAAAUUAUCAAAGUUUAUUAGAAAAUGAUUGACACACAACCUCUUUCUCACGCUCUUUUGAGUACUAAAAUGUUUUCACUCCCUAUUAACCUGCCUGUUUGGCGUGUACGUUUUGAUAUUGAUAUUUGCGGGAAGAACAGCAAUGUAUUAUUGCACAAUUUAAAACCAGGGAACGCCUUACUAGAAGUGUGUAAUUACCAACAUUCAGUAAAACGUCACUUUUUAUAAAACACUGUAUAACAUGGAUGUAGAUUACACCCUUUGAAUUAUGAUAUUUUUUUUGGUUUGAGGCUGGUCAUUCUUAAUAGCCUAUAUUUUUGAACUUCAAUUACUUUUUAAAGGAUUUGAAAAGCACAGUCCUAUUAUCUUGCUUCCGGUCGAUUUUAGGGAAAAAAAUAGAAGAGAUUUGCGCGCUUAAUCUUUCCUUAAAGCUUUCUUAAAGGGGACACGUCCUACUAAUUUCACACAAAUUUUAUCAAUCAUAAUUAUGAUUUAGCGAAUCGAGGGUGAUUGGAAUCAGGAAAUUUUCCUCUAGCGUAGGUUAGUCGUAAUUUCACUGUGGUCAGUUCAAAAGACUAUUUUAUUUAAGUAAGUGUGGCAAUGGUUGUUGUUUUGCACAGCAGUUUCACGAUGUUCUUAACAAAAAAACAGACCGCAGAUCACGUUUUAUGACUCGUUAUAAUUUCGGAGACGGAUGGACGAGACUGAGAGACGUGUUAACGGCAAUUGGAGACGCAUUGUGAAGUUCUGGAGACAUGUUGACAAGAUUGGGAUUGUGGAUUAUAUUAAAAAUGUAUCGUUUGAUACUUAAUUCAUUAGUUUUUCAGGGUUUCAACUGUGCUCUCCCCCGUUGUGUCAUCACAAUUUAACAGUGCUCUUUGUCGUCGUUUGACAUAUCCUGUUUUUAUCGAUAUCCCAAACACAAUUAUAACAAACAUGUUUUUAAGUAUUUCCUUAAUCGAGACAUGGUUGUCACAUAAAUUGACAGCUAGUGGUUCAUGCUUUAAAAUUGAAAUACUGACUCAACAGUCUGCUUCAAUAGAGUCUGGAAAUGAAAGUGGUCAGUUGUCAAAAAACGAUGAUUUAUAAUUAGCAUAUAAAUACAAUAUAUAAUCCAUAAGUGUCGAGCCUGCGAUGUAUGGUUGCCUCACUCACUGAUCAUGAACGCACACUGGCUUGUAUUCGUCACUGUUCUAAUUUAUCAGGAUGCCUCAUUUGCGUGCAAGUGUUUGCGCAAAACGUUACAUGAGGCAUACUGCCAAUCGGAUUUCGCUAUACUUGCAAAAAUUAAAACUGGCAUGAGAAUUCGACCAGCGAAUAUUUACAUAGUAAAUUUCGAAGUAGAAGUCAAAAGAAUAUUCCAUCAACCAAACUCAAACAUAUUUACUAAAGGCGGGAAAAAGAUUAUCUUCUCGCCACGUACAACGGCCAUGUGUAACGCACAUGUUCGACGAAACACACUGUAUCUUCUAGGUGGAAGUAUAAAACGAAACAAAGUUUACGUCACCAGUUGCGGGUUACUCUCGAAAUGGACGAAACUCUCGAAACAUAUGCGAAAAGCGUUUCGUAAAAAUAAACUUUCAUGCAACUGCAUGGUCACUGGUUGCCAUAGUAAUCGCUGCCUUCGACAUUAUGGUGGUCAGACGAAAGCUGGCAAGUGUCGUCGUGUGUCCACGCAUAAAAGAAAAUGUUUUGAAAGUAACGGUAUUUGUAUUCAAGAUGGUGGAGUUUGUAAAUUUUCAAAAUAUUCGUUAGAAAGAAUCAACACUUGUUUGGGGAAAAACAAGACAAGAGAAAGCGAAGCGAAGAAGGACAGUUUAGCAAAAGCAAAAUGAGAUAAUCGAGAAUAAGAAUAAUCGGAGUAAAAUUUGGUGACAAAAAUGACCAAUCAGAUUAUCUGAUUGGUGAGAUAAAUCAUCACUGGACCUGUACAUAAAAACCUUAGUGUCCAGACAAUGAAGAGAUUUGGGUUCUGGAAAAUAGUUGAAUAAGUGAGACAAUAUACUGUGAAUAUUACGUAUUACGUCGGGUCGAGGGUGAUAUAAUAUGAAGAAAAUUGAAUAUAAUCAUGCUGUUUUCGAAUUCUUCAUUUUCCUUUGUGCAUUUUCUAAAUUCAUCAGUUUUUACAGAGAAAAA